Procambarus clarkii (red swamp crayfish) is the source of this 711-nucleotide messenger RNA. The record is from RefSeq and is a predicted model, not a curated record. Lineage: Eukaryota; Metazoa; Arthropoda; Malacostraca; Decapoda; Cambaridae.
AUGUCAUGUCAGAGUAGACCUCCUUAUAAUGCAUCAUUAGAUGCAUCAACAGAGAUAGCAACUGAAAUAGCAGCAACAAUAACAGUAUCAGCAGUAAAUGAUGCAACAGCAGCAUUAGUAGCUGCAGCAAGUACAACAGUAGCAGUAACAACAUCAACAGGAGCAGCUGCACCAACAAAAGCAACAGCUGUUGCAAGAGCAUCAACAGCUGCAAUAUCAGCAAAAGCAGAAGAUCAGCAUCAACUACAGAAGCAAGAAAAGCAGCACAAGCCAGAGAUCACAGCCUCCACAAGCCAGAGAUUACAGCCUCCACAAGCCAGAGAUUACAGCCUCCACAAGCCAGAGAUUACAGCCUCCACAAGCCAAAGAUCACAGCCUCCACAAGCCAGAGAUCACAGCCUCCACAAGCCAAAGAUCACAGCCUCCACAAGCCGUAGAUCACAGCCUCCACAAGCCAAAGAUCACAGCCUCCACAAGCCAAAGAUCACAGCCUCCACAAGCCAGAAAUCACAGCCUCCACAAGCCAGAAAUCACAGCCUCCACAAGCCAGAGAUUACAGCCUCCACAAGCCAGAGAUUACAGCCUUCACACGCCAGAGAUUACAGCCUUCACAAGCCAGAGAUUACAGCCUCCACAAGUCAGAGAUCACAGCCUCCACAAGCCAGAGAUCACAGCCUCCACAAGCCAGAGAUUACAGCCUCCACAAGCUAA